CAUUAUUACCACGUCAUGGGUUCACCGCCUGCAGCUCCCAUAGAGCUCAUUGUCGAUGGCGCUCACCGGUCUCGUUGCCAACGGUGCUCAUCGUCAACGGCGCUCACCGGUCUCGUUGCCCACGACUCUCACCGGUUUUGUCGCCUACGAAGCUCAACGCCCAGGGAGCUCACCGGUUCUCACUUCCCUCUUCGCUCACCGCCGACAGUGCUCACCGGUCUCGCCGUCCAUGACGCUCAUCGAUCUCGCCGCCCAUGACGCUCUUCGCCGACGAUGCUCACCGGUCUCGCCGCCUGUGGCGCUCUACGGCGCUCACUGCCCUCGGCGCUCACCGACUCUCACGGCGCCCAUUUGUUCACUCACUUUAGCCUUCUUCUUACGUGAGCGCCUAGACGUGGCACAAGAAAGCAUGACAUGUGGCGAGCGGAGCAUGAAGUGAUGACACCUCAUCGGCGCCGUCGUGUGUCCUCUGUAGUCGCCUGGACGACCACUAUAAAAAGUCUCUCAUCUUUCGGCCAGGGUAAACAAAAAGGGCCUUAGUGA
Linum trigynum is the source of this 543-nucleotide messenger RNA. NCBI's taxonomy places the organism in Eukaryota, Viridiplantae, Streptophyta, Magnoliopsida, Malpighiales, Linaceae. The record is from the annotation of a GenBank genome assembly.